Messenger RNA from Microcebus murinus (gray mouse lemur), 1112 nucleotides. NCBI's taxonomy places the organism in Eukaryota, Metazoa, Chordata, Mammalia, Primates, Cheirogaleidae. The record is from RefSeq and is a predicted model, not a curated record.
AUGAUUGAAUGCAGAGAGUUAGGGAAUGUCAACUACAUUAAACAAGUUCCAGCCUCAACUAGUGACCUAGUUCCUAGCUGUGGCAUUGAUGAGACUUACCUGAACCCCAGAAGGUUUGUUCUAGUGGGUCACCCUGAAGAUUGGUAUCAUUGUCAAAGUUGGCCUAAGAAACUGAAGCCAGAAUUACACCAACCCCUGGCCACGGUCCUGGGAAACCUGCUGCUCAUCCUGGCGGUCAGCACCGACUCCCGCCUGCACACCCCCAUGUACUUCUUCCUCGGCAACCUGUCCUUCGUGGACGUCUGCUUCUCCUCCACCACCACCCCCAAGAUGCUGGCCAAUCACGUGCUUGGGAUCCAGACCAUCUCCUUCUCUGGCUGCCUCACACAGAUGUAUUUUAUCAGUGCAUUUUCAGGCUUGGAUAAUUUCCUCCUGGCUGUGAUGGCCUAUGACCGCUUUGUGGCCGUGUGCCACCCCUUACAUUACAUGACAAAGAUGACCCAUCAGCUCUGUGUCCUGCUGGUGGCUGGGUCCUGGGGCGUGGCCAGCCUGCAUGCUCUGUUGCACACCCUGCUAAUGGCUGGACUCUCAUUCUGUGCAGACAACACCAUCCCCCACUUCUUCUGUGAUGUGACUCCUCUCCUGAAACUCUCCUGCUCAGAAACCCACCUCAAUGAGAUGAUGAUUCUAACUGAGGGCCCCCUUUUCAUUGUCACCCCACUUGUUUGCAUCCUGGCUUCCUAUGUGCACAUCACCUGUGCUGUCCUGAGAGCUCCUACCACAAAGGGAAGAUGGAAAGCCUUCUCCACCUGUGGCUCCCACCUGGCUGUCGUGUUCCUCUUCUAUGGCACCAUCAUUGCUGUGUAUUUCAAGCCCUCGUCCUCUCACUCAGCUGAGAAAGACACCGCAGCUACAGUGCUGUAUACAGUGGUGACCCCCAUGCUAAACCCUUUCAUCUACAGUCUGAGGAACAGGGAUUUGAAAAGAGCUCUGGGAAAGGCGUUUGGCAGGAAGACAUGUCCCUACUGGUGAAAGUGCUGUGGACCCAUCCCAUCAUUCCCAGGCACAGAAUCUUUGCCAAAACAUUGAAAUACAGCAAUGUACUUGUUAAA